AGAAUUCUCGCAGGCGCCUGGGCCGGGUGCCCGGCCGUGCCAUCCUGUCCGGGGUCCCCGGCCCAUGUGGCCUUUCUUCCAGCGACAGUACACUUAGCUCAGAACGGAUUGACACCCACUCUGUGUUUCCACCGGGCGCGCAGGCUCUGCAAUGCGGAGCGCGUUCUCUGAAGGACAGGCCCCGGAGUCACGGCUACAGCCACAGAAAGCGGAAACCGAGCUGCAGUCCAGAGGGGAUCCCCGUACAUUUCCAGCGGGCUCAGACACAGGGUCCCCCACAAGAAAGAAACAGGACAGAAAAAGUCAGGACACGUAUGCUGUGGAGAGUCGAGGUCUCGCCUAGAUCUUGGGUGUGGGUAGACGCAGCCGCUGGCAGUUUUCCUUUCCAGCGUCUCUGGGGAGCCUGGAGAUGUCCUUGGUGCCGAUGUGACACGAAGAGUGAUUGCGCCGCCCUGCAGAGGCGGUGGCGGGACGCUGCGCUCGGGCUGGGAAAGGCCGGCCCCAGGGCGACCCCUCCGGAGGCCCCCGGAGAGCAGGUCAUUUGAUUGCCCGCCUCAGAACGAUGGAUCUGCAUCUCUUCGACUACUCAGAGCCAGGGAACUUCUCGGACAUCAGCUGGCCAUGCAACAGCAGCGACUGCAUCGUGGUGGACACGGUGAUGUGUCCCAACAUGCCCAACAAAAGCGUCCUGCUCUACACGCUCUCCUUCAUUUACAUUUUCAUCUUCGUCAUCGGCAUGAUUGCCAACUCCGUGGUGGUCUGGGUGAAUAUCCAGGCCAAGACCACAGGCUAUGACACGCACUGCUACAUCUUGAACCUGGCCAUUGCCGACCUGUGGGUUGUCCUCACCAUCCCAGUCUGGGUGGUCAGUCUCGUGCAGCACAACCAGUGGCCCAUGGGCGAGCUCACGUGCAAAGUCACACACCUCAUCUUCUCCAUCAACCUCUUCGGCAGCAUUUUCUUCCUCACGUGCAUGAGCGUGGACCGCUACCUCUCCAUCACCUACUUCACCAACACCCCCAGCAGCAGGAAGAAGAUGGUACGCCGUGUCGUCUGCAUCCUGGUGUGGCUGCUGGCCUUCUGCGUGUCUCUGCCUGACACCUACUACCUGAAGACCGUCACGUCUGCGUCCAACAAUGAGACCUACUGCCGGUCCUUCUACCCCGAGCACAGCAUCAAGGAGUGGCUGAUCGGCAUGGAGCUGGUCUCCGUUGUCUUGGGCUUUGCCGUUCCCUUCUCCAUUAUCGCUGUCUUCUACUUCCUGCUGGCCAGAGCCAUCUCGGCGUCCAGUGACCAGGAGAAGCACAGCAGCCGGAAGAUCAUCUUCUCCUACGUGGUGGUCUUCCUUGUCUGCUGGCUGCCCUACCACGUGGCGGUGCUGCUGGACAUCUUCUCCAUCCUGCACUACAUCCCUUUCACCUGCCGGCUGGAGCACGCCCUCUUCACGGCCCUGCAUGUCACACAGUGCCUGUCGCUGGUGCACUGCUGCGUCAACCCUGUCCUCUACAGCUUCAUCAAUCGCAACUACAGGUACGAGCUGAUGAAGGCCUUCAUCUUCAAGUACUCGGCCAAAACAGGGCUCACCAAGCUCAUCGAUGCCUCCAGAGUCUCAGAGACGGAGUACUCUGCCUUGGAGCAGAGCACCAAAUGAUCUGCCCUGGAGAGGCUCUGGGACGGGUUUACUUGUUUUUGAACAGGGUGAUGGGCCCUAUGGUUUUCUAGAGCAAAGCAAAGUAGCUUCGGGUCUUGAUGCUUGAGUAGAGUGAAGAGGGGAGCACGUGCCCCCUGCAUCCAUUCUCUCUUUCUCUUGAUGACGCAGCUGUCAUUUGGCUGUGCGUGCUGACAGUUUUGCAACAGGCAGAGCUGUGUCGCACAGCAGUGCUGUGCGUCAGAGCCAGCUGAGGACAGGCUUGCCUGGACUUCUGUAAGAUAGGAUUUUCUGUGUUUCCUGAAUUUUUUAUAUGGUGAUUUGUAUUUAAAUUUUAAGACUUUAUUUUCUCACUAUUGGUGUACCUUAUAAAUGUAUUUGAAAGUUAAAUAUAUUUUAAAUAUUGUUUGGGAGGCAUAGUGCUGACAUAUAUUCAGAGUGUUGUAGUUUUAAGGUUAGCGUGACUUCAGUUUUGACUAAGGAUGACACUAAUUGUUAGCUGUUUUGAAAUUAUAUAUAUAUAAAUAUAUAUAAAUAUAUAAAUAUAUGCCAGUCUUGGCUGAAAUGUUUUAUUUACCAUAGUUUUAUAUCUGUGUGGUGUUUUGUACCGGCACGGGAUAUGGAACGAAAACUGCUUUGUAAUGCAGUUUGUGACAUUAAUAGUAUUGUAAAGUUACAUUUUAAAAUAAACAAAAAACUGUUCUGGACUGCAAAUCUGCACACACAACGAACAGUUGCAUUUCAGAGAGUUCUCUCAAUUUGUAAGUUAUUUUUUUUUAAUAAAGAUUUUUGUUUCCUAAAAA
Messenger RNA from Homo sapiens (human), 2451 nucleotides. RefSeq names its product atypical chemokine receptor 3 (gene ACKR3). Bases 563 to 1651 code for a protein of 362 amino acids. Gene Ontology annotation, molecular function: coreceptor activity; G protein-coupled receptor activity; C-X-C chemokine binding. The transcript is spliced from 3 exons. The record is from RefSeq and is a predicted model, not a curated record. Gene Ontology annotation, cellular component: recycling endosome; early endosome; plasma membrane. NCBI's taxonomy places the organism in Eukaryota, Metazoa, Chordata, Mammalia, Primates, Hominidae. Gene Ontology annotation, biological process: oculomotor nerve development; vasculogenesis; angiogenesis.